GUUCGCCACGAAGACAACAAAAUCACGGUUUUAUAAGAGAUGGGGUGAAAUUUCUUAAUUUGGGGUCAUUUUCCUCCGCUUAAUUGCCUAUUAUACGAUGCAGGGGAUAUGGAGCUUGAUAGGAAAGAUUGGAACUGGUGCUGCACAAAAUUUUCCUUACGAAGUCGGUGAUAAAGUGGGAAAUCUGGAGGACAAAUCCGUGUGGGCACUGCAUGAAGGAAAAAAGAAAGUAAGCUCUGGUUUAGAUGACCGGAAAUUAUUUAACAGAAGAAUGAGCAUUAACUUAUAAUACCUCGUUGGUUGUUUUUAAGGGCACUGGAGAGAUCGUGUCAGUGUUCGUACAUGAUGUAAAGUCAUCUUCAGAAGAUAAGGUAAUAAUCAACGGGGACAGGCAUUUGGGUAGACGGGGGAUGGAAUUUAAUCAUAGAAUUGUGACUUUUGUGUCAGCAUUACUUUCCUAUUCAUAUAAAAGACAUGUCAUGGGAGAUUGCAUACUGAACAAGAUAAAUACUCCUAUAAAAAACAAAUGUUGCUUUGCCCAAGCAAAGGUUACCCAUAUCAGCCUUCCAGAAACCAGUGUUAGGACUGAAGCCAGUGAUCUACACCGUAGGUCCUCCUCUGUUUGCCUGUACGUUUUUAUUACUAACUAGCCCCUUUUAUUUUUUGCUUCAAUCAAUGACAAAAUUGUUGAGACACUCUCCUCAAAUGGGGUGACUUCUGAGAACGAAACAAUCCACACACCUCCCCCCUUCUUUAAUUCCAUUCAAAGUUGGGGUGAUAUCAAGACCCCCCCCCCCCCUUGGAAAUUCCAGGGGGGGGGGGGGUUGGACAAUUAAAUCACUUUUUAGGGGGUUAAUAUCCUUUUGUUUUUGACCUGAGUUUAAACAUUGCCAUCUUACCAACCUGGUAGAUCAUUCUAAGGACAUAAAUAACUUAAAAGAUUGUUCCUUUUGAUCUUAACCAGGUUUUCUUUCUUCCAAAAGCGUUUUGGAUGCAAUUUUCAAAGGAAGUUGACCAACUACAGCUCAUUUUAUCGCAUGCUCAUAGAUUUGGCCGCCAUUACCCGUUACCAGACUCCCGAACUGAGCUUAAGCCCAAGGGUCAAUUUAAUUUACCAGUGCAUCCUUUCUGUCGUAAUUGUUUUAAGGUUCAAACUGCCAAGGUAGCCCUCAGAAGACUGAAAACUCUUCGUCAUCCUAAUAUUCUACGAUUCAUAGAUGCUCUUGAGGUAAUGGUAACUAGCAAUCCGAGUCACUUUUAUAAUUAACAUAGAUUUAAGUUACAAUAAACAGUUACAUAUAAAUGUUACAGUUGAUAGCGACUUGGCCGAUCAAACCAUCAUGUGAUCCUUUUACAAGUCUUAAAGAAUAUUAUCCAAUGCUCCAGAAAUGCAUUAUACAUUUGUAUAUGUUAUGGUUCAAAUUUUUUUUCCGGUCGAAAUAUUAUCCAGUGCUCCAGAAAUGUUCCUUUGUUUCUUUGUUUCUUUGUUUUUUUCCAGUCAGAGACAGUAAUUUACUUGGUGACAGAGCCAGUGAGACCACUGGAAGUACAGCUUAAUGAAGAAGAAAAGUCUGAUCUGGCUAUAUCUUGGGGGUUACAUCAGAUAACAGUUAGUAUAAUUCUAAAUAGAUAUGCCUGAUUCAGAUAAAGAAGAUCUGGCAAAUCAGCAGAAGUGUCAUAAAUCAUAUAAAUAUAUAUUGAACAAAUAAUUUCUGACCCAGACCAUUUCUUAGGCAGCUUUUAUAUUUAGGUCUUUGAUGCAAAGUUUAUUAGCUGUCUCUUCUAUACAAUAAAGUUAAUUUUCAUAUCGCAAGUUUUUUUUUAAACAAGCUAAAUCUGCUUCUAAACCACAAUGCACCCAUUAACAACACCCAUUAACAACACCCAUUAACAUAACAGCUUUCUUUUGCCUUAGUAUGGUUUGUGUGCUUAUUCUGUUAUUGUUAUGAUUUUUCAUUUAUUAACAGAUGUAAAAGUUAUUUUAAUUUGUUGUUUUAGGCAGGCCUUAGUUUUCUUACAAAUGACUGCAGCUUAAUUCAUGGAAAUGUGUGCAUGGCAUCUGUGUUUGUGGAUGUGGCAGGAGAAUGGAAGCUUGGUGGAGUGGAAUAUCUUAAACCUGUAGAGCCAGCUCCAAACAGCGAGGCGGAGCCUGAUCUUCCUCGACUACCAGUUUUACAGGUCUAUGAACCUCCUGAGGGGAGAAAGUUUAGUAAAGCUAACAAGAGGAUUGAAAAAUGGUGAGCUGUUCUGCAGUUUAAUGCUCUUGUAUUAUAAUAUUAUAUGUACUGCUGGCACCAGUUGUUUAAAGGAUGGAUAGCACUAUCCAACAGAUAAAUCACUAUCCACUAGAUAGGUAUUAUGAAAACCAAUUGCAUUAUCGACACUGGAUAGAAAUUUAUCAAGUGGAUAGUGUUAUCCACCUUUUAAACAACUUGGGCCUGUUCUUAUGCAAAUAAAGGUACUAAGAAUGGCCAGGUACCUUAAUCUGAAAGUAAGGACUUAUUUCCUUGCAGGUCAGCAGAUAUGUGGGGUCUUGGCUGUUUAAUAUGGGAAGUCUUUAAUGGUUGUUUGUCCAGGACAGCUUCCCUCAAGUCUGUUGGUAAAAUUCCAAGGAAUCUUGUACCAGAUUACGUGCAACUUGUUGGAGCCAAUCCUAAAAGCAGACCAAACCCUGCAAAAUUUCUGCAGGAUUGCAGGACUGAUGGACACUAUCUUAAGAACAGCUUUGUUGAUGCCAAUUUAUUCUUACAAGAAUUGCAGGUUUGCUUUUUACCAACAUGUAUUGUUUAGGUUUUUACAUAUUUGGCCAAUGAUGUAAUUUCUCUCAAAUCGAGGCCCUGGGUAAUUUUCAUGUAUUUAUACAUGCAUACUCGAUCAAUUCAGAAACAAAGUGUCAAUUAGGAUAUAAAAUGUAAGUAUCAUGAAGAAUACUUGACUGUAGGACAUGGAAAACUUUUAGUAAGGAAAUCCUGUUUCGUGAAGAAUUAAUUUCUCCUCAUGCUUCUCUCACGGCCCUCUCUUGCGCCCAAAAUCCCUUUUCCCUUCCCUUUCGAGCGCCUGCCAUGCAAGCUACAAACAAGCUCAACUUAACAUUUUACAAGCGUUCUUGUUUUAUCAUGGACUCCUGCAUAAUAAUAAAAUGGCAGUAAACUGAAGAAUAUUCUUUGCCUUGGCCUAGUAGUAAAAUGUAAUCAAAGGACCUUGAUCAAUUUAUUUCUCCAGUCAUCAUUCUCAUAAAUUAUUGUACAUCAUGUGCAUGUAGCAUAAUCAUGAAAGAUGCAAAAUAUCAGUAAAAUAAUAGUGCAGGCUGACAAUACUGCUAAUUUUGUCAGUUGACUUUUGAUAAUGAUUAUUUGUAACUUAUAAUAAUAAUUGUUAUCAUAAGUUAUAUGAUAUUUGUAUUAUUAACCCUUUAAGUCCUGAUAGUGACCAAGAUCAAUUUUCUCCAAACAAUAUCCAUAUGUUACCCAGAGAAAUGGUUAUGAGAGUUAAUAAAAUGAUCACCUAAGAGAAAAUGCUUUGAUCUUCUACCAAAUUCUCUCAACUUAUUCCUUAAGGAAAUGUAUAAAGACAAGUUUGGAGAAUUUGUAUGUGGAUAUUGGGGCUUAAAAGGUUAAUGAUAAUAUUGAUAAUAUUUCAAGGCUUAGUGGUUGAAGUCCUCCUUCUAUUGUCAACAGAGCACAUGAAUAGUUUAUUACUGCCAUGGUAACAGUAACAUGCAGAUACAUUUGCAUGAUCUGAUUCUUAACUUUACUGUGCAAUUUUUAUUCUUACUGUAGAUUAAAGAGCAUAAGGAACAGAAGAUGUUUUUCUCAUCCCUGAGUUCUUCACUGGAUUCUUUUCCUCAGCAAUACUGUAAACACAAAAUCCUUCCACAGCUGCUUAAUGCUUAUGAAUAUGGAUCAGCAGGCAGUGCUGUGCUUGGACCUCUCUUCAAAGUCAGUAAUCUAUUUCCCUCUAUAAAUUAUAUUCACCUGGACCCAGUUGUUCGAAGGCGGAUUCGCACUUAACCCGCGGUUAAAUUUAACUCUUGUUUCUUUUUCUUGUGUUCAAAAGCAUUUUCUCGAAUAAUUUUCUCUGUUAUUUUUAGAGCUUCCAAUCAUCAACUUGUAGACAAAAAGAAUUAAAACUGAAAUGCUUUUUAAGCAUUCAAAUCUGAAUUCAAAUCUCGCACUAACCCUGGGUUAUCUUAACCCAGCUUUGAACAACUCGGCCCUGAAUCGUUGUAAAUUCCAAGACAAAAAGUGUUGGUUAGGAAAUGUAAGGAAUUCAAAACCUGUUAAGUUUUGUUUUAAAUUCUUGGCAUCAUAGGUUGGUAAAUUAUUGGACACAGAUGAAUACCAACAGAAAAUAGUACCAUGUGUGGUCAAGCUAUUCUCAUCAACAGACAGAGCUACACGUAUCCACUUAUUACAACAGGUAUAAACAAGUUUGUUUGCAAUUCCGCUCCUGUUUUACUUUGAUUACCUGCAUAUAGCAAAAAGGAAAAAUGAUAUUAUUAAACUACAAUGGUAAAGGUACAAGUAAAAUAUGUGUCAAAAUAUUUGUUUCAGCUUGACAACUUUGUCCAGCACCUGAAGCCAUCAACUGUAGAUGAGCAGAUCUUUCCUCAUGUUUCUCUGGGUUUUGGAGACACAGUACCAGCCAUGAGGGAACAAACAGUUAAGGUAUAAAAUAGCCCAGCCUGCCAUGUUGUUGAUUUUGAUGAUAAAUUUUGCCUUAUAUUUAGAUGGCCCAAACUUGCUCUACUUCAAAAUACAUAUUGGUUAUUGAGCACUGAGUACUUGUAAGCAAAAUGAAACUGUUGUUGAUUUAAGUGUUUGAUUCCUUACAGUCAAUGCUACUUCUUGCUCCAAAAUUGAGUGAGAAGACAAUCAACAAUCAGCUACUGAAAUACUUUGCCAAACUUCAAAUGGACCAAGAGGUAAUAUUAUCUUUUAGUUUUUCAGAACUGAGCUCCGGCCAGUUGUUUAUCAUUUUACACCUAACUGUCAAUAGUGAAUAUCAAUAGUUGAAAAGUUUUUGUGUUCCGUGCUUUAUUUUAGCUCUAAUUAGGUUUGUACAGAAUGUAGUUGUAUCUUUGGGAUUUAAGCAAUACAUUGUCAAGAUUAAAUUCUUGAGCUAAAAUUUUUGUCUUACUUGUCACAGGCUGGCAUUAGAACAAACACUACAGUCUGUCUGGGAAAAAUUGCUGUCAACCUUCCACCAGCUGUAUGUACUUAUAUCGGUAGUUUUAAACUGAUUAUAACAUCCUACAUUGCUGGCAGUUUUGUUAUUCGAACUUGGAGAAAAUGAAAUGGGCGGGCGGUACGGUGUUUCUCAUUGUUUCCAGCCAUUCUCUUUUCAGCUUGACUGCUCACUCACCCUCCCCUCCAUGGUUCCUCACCAACAAAACCACCAGCUAUGCCAGCUAAAAUUAUUAUAAGUUUUUGUAACUCUUUGUUUUGUGGACUAAGAUCCAAAUUUAACAAUUAGUUGCCCUUUGUAAAAAGUCAAGUUUAUUUGAAUAUAAGUGUAUUCAACACACGGUGCUGAUUAAGGGGACAAAUUUUUACAUGUCCUGCUGGAGACGGGACCGCUAUUUCCUCGGGGUCAGUCAAGCGGACGGUGUAGCAGUUUACAGAGCAUUUCUGUAGGUAAAAUGUACUACCAUUGUCCUCAUUUGUUGUGAUUAUUGUAUCCUGCGUGAAGCUGCUGCAUCUCGUUUUUUUCGUGGUAUGAUUUAAGGCCUUUCUUUCUUUCUUUACGAUAUACCGUUUAGACCCAACAUUAUAUAACCACACUUACUAGUCUAGUCAAGCCUGUUAGAAUUAAUCUCGCUAUGUUUUGGUCCCUGCUUAUUUAGUUGGCUCUUGUUAAACAACCCUAAAUAUAACUAAGGGACAAUUUAAUUAGUCAAAAAUGGACUAUUGACACAGGGUCCCCUUUUUUCUUUUGCAGACCCGUCAAAAGGUGUUGAUCCCUGCGUUCUUGCGUGCUUUGCGAGAUCCUUUUCCCCCGGCCCGCACAGCUGGCGUGAUGGGCUUUCUUGCUUGUGUGGAGUUUUUCAGUUUAAAGGACUGUGCUGUUAAAAUAUUACCUGCUUUAUGCAGCCUUACAAUGGACACAGAACGCAAAAUCAGAGAUCAGGUAAAUAAUACUGGAAAAAUGUUUGAUUCAUCAGAGUAUCCAGCAAGGCCGGGGCAGUAAAACAAGCACUUAGUCAGUCUAUCACUCUGUUUGGGAUGAAACGCAAGGGUUUUCACAGAGAAAAAGGAAAUGAAAUCGUCCAAAUCUGUGCUUAACAUGAUGAGUUACAGACCCGGAUAACUUUGUUCCAUAGAACUUGUUGAUACCGGUCAAACUUUGAAUUUUCUUUCAGUAGCGAUUUAUUUUGUUUUCUCCUUAAAGAUGAAACAAACCGUGAGUUAGUGGUAGUCGUAACGUAACUGUUGUUUGUCGAUACAUUUUACGUUUCUAGUGAGUGGAGAAGUCAACAAUACUUGAAUUACAGUACUAAUUACAGCUACCAGGUUAUAACGCUUAGUUUAGUUUAGUUUAGUUUAGUUUUAGUUUUAGUUGAUUUCACCACAAAAAAAAAGAAAAGAAACCAUAAGCCUUAUAGAUAUUGGGCUCUCUCAGAGUAUAAAAGUAUAAGUUUACAAGGCCAGGAUCGAGUGUAUACCAAGUAAUUACAUGACGUUGAUAACAAGUGGAUAACUAAUAUAAAUAUGUAUAAAUAAAGUAUAGUAACAAGCGUAUAACCCAAAUAAGUAACUAAAAUAAGUAGCUCUUGCUACUUUGGACACGGUACACAAAUGAGCUUAAUGUCUUUUAGUUAAUUAUUAUUUGUCAGCUACUUUAUUUUCCUACCUACGUGCACUUAUGUAAAUAUCUUAUAUAGUGUGAAUAAAGAAUUGAAUUGAAUUGAAUUGAAUUAAUUGUUAAGAAAUAGUGCUUUGGUUUCUGUUUCAUGCAGUUCGUUCCAUGUGUCUCUUGUGUGUUUAUGUGUGUGCAGGUCUUCAAAGCGAUAAAGCUUCUCCUUGGUAAGCUUGAGAAAGCCUCAGAAGAUCCUGAGUCGGCCAUGAACCAGGCAGCAGGUUUGUCAGACAGCUAUGAUGUUAUCGACGCUACUAUAUUUCACCGCAAAUUAACGUGAUUCCACCGCAGAAAAACGGAUAAUUAGGAGUGCCCUAUACUACUCAAAUCCCACUGCAAUAAAAUUAACAUCCCACCUAAGGCGUAGGUGAAUUAUCUAUACUCUUAGUUUUUAGUUUCUUCGUGCCCCAACAGUUGGGUUACAAGACGUUCAGGCAGAUUGAUCCAGUUGUUGUCUUCAUACUCUUGUAUCUUCCAGAGAUCCUGGCUCAUUUUUUGUUUAAAUGAGGAAGUAAUUUUACCUUUCCAUCUCUAGUUGCAGAGCAAACUCCUGAUUCAGCAGCUGCUGGAGGUUCUUCUUGGACGGGUUGGGCUGUCAGUUCACUGACAUCCAAACUCUACCGGGGAGGGAGUAUUCCUGCUGCUGGAGCUCCUGAACACGCCAAAACAGUUGACAAGGACAAAAACCUAGGUAUGACUAUGUACAGUGCCAGUCCAAAGACCAGCCCAGUGUGUAGUAAACACCUUACUUUUCUUUCCAUUUAAAAAAAAUCAGUAAAACGCGAAUGUUUGUAGGCUCGAUUUUAACCGCUCUCCCGAAUCCUUUUUUUGAUCAAGGGUGCUGGCUUUUUGGUCACACCCUUCCAUUUCUGAAGUGCAAACACAACAUCCCCCCCUCCAUGCCUUUACAGCCCAAAUGUACAUUGUACAUGUAGAUUAGCAUCGAUAUGUCAUGUCUUGGCCGGGUUCUUUGCCAUUGCAUCACAAAUUGAUGUCGAAGAAUCCAUCUCAAGGAAAUAAUUAAUAAGAAGCAAUAAUAAGAUUUUUAUAUUGCCUUGCUAUUUAGACUCAACAUCAGUCAGCAAAACAUCAACCGAAAAUCGUCCUAAACCCACACAACCAACAAAAAAUGAAAAGAAUGAGGACUCAGGCAGUGAUUACGGAGGGGAGUGGAGUGAGGAUGAGUGGAAUGAUGCACAGGUAAAAAUUCCUCCCCCAGAGACCCCUCUGUUUGUUUUGAUUUUUUCGGCUUAUUUAUUCUUUUAGAGAAAGGUGCUAUAUUUUGGUGUGAAAUCGCCAUAACCUUGUAUUUCUUGCAAUUGAUUUCUACUUUAGGGAUCUAGUGUUUCUGAAAGACACAAUCAGUUUCAAAUUUAGUUGUUUUUUUUUUUUUUUUGACGUUUUGCGUUAAACAGCACAUCUCGUAUCGCUUCUUUUUCCAUCCGGUGGUAUUAACCAGUAAUUUUUUAUUAUACUUGAGUUGCAUACCCUUACGACAAUGCAUUGAGUGUGUAAAGCCCAAAACCCCAAUUUUUCUCUUUUCGUUUACUAGCCCGACCCAUCCAUUGAUGCAAACGACCGUUAUGGCUUUUUUUUAAUUUCUAUUUUUUCAGGAACCGGACAUAGACGAUCUAAAGAGCGACCUUCUGGCAGCGAAAGAGCAAAUUGCCCAGUUUCAGAAUACAAAGAAAAAACCGGUAUGACCAGUCAGAAAACAGCCGAUGCCUUUGAUCAUUUAAAUCAAGAUUGCAGCUAAAGAGAAAUUGUAGUGUAUGAAGUCUGUAUUUUUUUUGUUUAUGCCCAGUCCCUUAGACAAUCUGCAAAUCUUGCGGCUGAUUUAGACGGAGGAGGGAGUGGCAGCGACUAUGGUGACUGGGAAAAUGAUAACUGGUCCAUAGAUAGCUUUGCUGCACCUUCUGUAACGAGAAAAAUAACACAAAACAAACCACAACAGAUCGCUAAGGUAAGAGAACAAUGAAGACCUUUGGGUGCACGUACCGCUCAAUUAACUCUUGAAAAGAAGAUGCAUAUUCUCUCUUUGCUCCACCGGACUUACUCUCAAUUGACUGUCACUAUAACCUCUCUGAGUGCGUUAGUUGUUAAAUUGCUCUUCACACUUUGGUCUUUACAGCAAACUGGAAGCAGCACAAGCCAUAAAAAGUCUUCUCGCGCAGACGAUGAUACGCUGAUAUCAGAUAUGUUAGGUGAAGCCACUAGUCAGCCUGCCGUUUCAGACAGCGGUUGGGACGAAGACUUUUUCGCCCCAAAGGUAUGGUGAGAGAUAAUUUUUUUAUUCCUGUGUGGUAAAGGCAAAUCUUUGUUUCCAAUUUUUUCCCCUAAAUCAUACAUAAUACUGAUCAUUUUCUAACCAAGGCAUAGAAAAGCUAACCGUGUUAUUUAUUUGUUCGUUUAUUUUUAUUUUUAUCCCAUUUUCCGGCAAUAACGGACUAAAUACCCUCGCUAGGAUUCCGUGUUAAUGAUGCUCUGGUAAGCAAAAUUUCUCGUCACUUGUAGGUGAAAACCAAGUCAGCUGCGGGACAAAGAUCUGGAGUCCACGGCAAGAACAGACCUCCCCUGUCACAAGACACUGAAAGGAACGCGUGGGAUGACGGAGACUGGGGAUCAUUUGACGAAUCACCGCUGACCAGCACUGUCCCUGCGAAAGAAUCCCAAACUAAUAAGUCCCCGGAUGGUGGAUGGGAGGAAGACGACUGGGGUAUGGAGGACUGGGGACAAGACAAACCCAGUAAAGCGGAACUUGCAAAAAAGAGAAGAGAAGAACGGCGGCAGAAACUGCAGGCUCAGAAAGAAAAACGAGCCGCCGGAGGAAAGGGACCAAUGAAACUCGGUGCAGUGAAAAUGCAGUGAAAAUUGGUCGGAAACAAAUUGGGAUGGCAGGUGGUGCAGAGUGAGGCAGAACUAAGUCAGAUUCGAGGAAACAAGCUAAUGAAGGGAAGAUGUUCAGCAAUUGCCUCUUCGUCGACAGGCAAAAUGUGCUUUGUUUUGAAGAGAAAAAAUUACCACUCAAUGUAUGAAUGAAGAAAAUCAGGCGAAUGAAAGGACCUGAAGAAUGGCGAAUAACAGAACUGUCAAUUGUUAUUUGUAUUGACUGUGCAAAGAGAAGAUGCUUUGCGGAUUAAGGCUAUUGUUAACUCUGCUUUUGUAUGUCAGGGCAAUGCAUAUACGUGAUUGUUUGACCCAGAAGUGAAACUGGCGCAAUCUCACCACAUGCAUUUCUCGUCCGUCCUGUUUGUUCACUUUACCGUAUUUCUGUGAAGAGAAUCAUAGAUAUUAUCAUAUUUCAAUUGAUAUGUUGAUCUAAGGUGGCGUAUCUAGUAAUCAUGCACAGUGGCCUCUUCCAAAGCGGUGGUGUCUUCUUUAGUGCUUCCCCCCUAAAAGAGUUAUUUUUUCGAAAAAUGUCUAUCUUAAGAGAAAUGUUGACCUUCUUAGAGAUUUUCAAAUAGAAGAGCGAGAUGAAUGAAAAUGCACCUUGAGAAAGAAAAGACCUUUCUCAAGAUCCUGUAGCGCUUAAAAGUUUUUAGCUCUCUUCAUACGUGAAACGAUCUCAACGCUCUCAGUAGUUCCCAAGCGACGAGUGUCCUGAUUCUGUCCUUUGGAAACAUUUUACACUUGCAUAGGAAUCACCACGGCACUGAAAAAAGCUGGUCAGUAGCGAACAACUUAGCCUAUGACGAAGCUCUUGUUUGUUUUUUUGCACGUUUCAGCGAGUCGCGCCAUAGCGUACAAUGCGCCAACAAGAAAGAAAGCAGGCUAUUCUUUCUAAUCUCCGCCGGCUCAUAACUCGUAGAAAGAAAACAAGCGAGAGAUUCCCCUUAGGCUAUGAUCAGCCAAGGCCGUGUGGGUAGGAAAAUGUAAUAAGCUCUAGUAUAGUUGAGCAUGAGUUUUUGAAAUUAUAAUUUUAAUUUCGAAAAUUUCAGUUAUGGUUUAACUAUAAAUUUCUUAUUACAUGUAGCUGGGCUCUCUUUGCUCAAAAUAUUGCUUCUUACAGAGGAAAAAUAAAUUAAUUUUCUUG
This is a messenger RNA of Porites evermanni, 10891 nucleotides long. NCBI's taxonomy places the organism in Eukaryota, Metazoa, Cnidaria, Anthozoa, Scleractinia, Poritidae. The record is from the annotation of a GenBank genome assembly.